AUGGCGACCGAAAUUCACGACGCUUAUGACUCUGUCCUCAUCCUCGACUUCGGUUCUCAGUAUAGUCAUCUGAUUACCCGGCGAUGCCGCGAGAUCAACGUUUAUUGCGAGAUGUUGCCUUGCACGCAGAAGAUGGCCGACCUGGAUUGGAAGCCGAAAGGAAUCAUUCUCUCCGGAUCUCCGUUCUCGGUCUACGACGAAGGAGCACCGCGUGUUGAUCCCGCCGUAUUCGACUACGGCGUGCCGGUGCUUGGUGUCUGCUACGGUCUCCAGGAGAUCGCACUGAACCAUGGAGGAAAAGUUGACCCUUGCACACAUCGCGAGUACGGGUUCGCGACUCUGGAAGUCGUCAAGCUCGGUGCGGGGCACGAGUUGGCCGAUAAGCUCUUCGAAGGGAUUUGCGGGGAGAUGCAGGUGUGGAUGUCGCAUGGCGACCAGGUCACUGCACUCCCCCCGCACUAUAAUGUCAUCGGAAAAACACCGACCGCGCCGUACGCCGCUAUCGCCCACGAGUCCAAGCCGAUAUUCGGCGUCCAGUUCCAUGCGGAAGUCACGCAUAGUCCUAGGGGUAAAGAGGUGAUCAAGUCCUUCGUGCUGAGUAUCUGCAAGUGCAAGCCGAACUGGACGAUGGAAACAUUUAUCGAUAAGGAGAUUGCCCGUAUUAGACAGAUAUGUGGUGAGAAAGGUCGCGUUAUUGGUGCUGUGAGCGGGGGGGUGGAUAGCUCGGUGGCCGCUAAGCUUAUGCAUGAGGCGAUUGGGGAUCGAUUUCACGCUGUAAUGGUAGACAACGGCGUACUGCGAGAGAACGAGGCUAUACAAGUGCACAAGAUGCUAUUUGAAGACUUGGGUGUCAACCUCACCGUCGUCGACGCUUCCGACCGCUUCCUCACCAAGCUCGAAGGUGUUGAAGAUCCCGAACAGAAGCGAAAAAUCAUCGGAAACAUGUUCAUCCACGUGUUCGAGGAGGAGGCAGCAAAGAUCGAGGCGGCUGCGGAGAAGGAGCUGGAGGAAAACCCGAAAGCGGAGGCGAAGGGGAAGAUUGAGUGGCUCUUGCAGGGAACGCUUUACCCUGAUGUUAUCGAGAGCAUCAGCUUCAAAGGACCGAGUGCGACGAUCAAGACACAUCAUAACGUUGGAGGUCUGUUGAAGGACAUGAAGCUGAAGUUGAUUGAACCCCUGCGCGAGCUUUUCAAGGACGAGGUCCGCGCAUUAGGCAGACUCCUCGGUAUCCCCGCACAUCUCGUUGGCCGUCACCCCUUCCCUGGUCCGGGCCUCGCGAUCCGCAUCCUCGGACCUGUCACUCGCGAGCAGGUCAAAAUUGCCCAAAAAGCGGACACGAUCUAUAUCGACGAGAUCCGAAGGGCGGGUCUGUAUGACCAGAUCAGCCAGGCGUUUGCGGUCCUCCUGCCUGUAAAGGCUGUCGGCGUGCAAGGCGAUAAGCGGACGUAUGAUCAGGUCGUCGUCCUCCGCGCGGUGCAGACGGAGGACUUUAUGACUGCUGAUUGGUAUGUGUUCCCGCCCGAGGUGUUGCGGCGUAUAUCGUCGCGAAUCACGAACGAGGUUGCUGGCGUGAACCGCGUCACCUACGAUAUUUCUUCCAAACCUCCGGGUACUGUCGAAUGGCUGUGA
Molecule: messenger RNA, 1629 nt
Organism: Dacryopinax primogenitus
Lineage: Eukaryota; Fungi; Basidiomycota; Dacrymycetes; Dacrymycetales; Dacrymycetaceae
Product: GMP synthase
Exons: 9
Coding region: 1-1629 (542 amino acids)
Biological process (GO): GMP biosynthetic process
Cellular component (GO): cytosol
Molecular function (GO): GMP synthase (glutamine-hydrolyzing) activity; GMP synthase activity; ATP binding
Source: RefSeq, a predicted model, not a curated record